AUGGCUGCAUCCGCGCUCAAGAUGGCAGCCAUCUGCGCCGUGCUGGUCAUCCUCCUGUCUACCGCGGGGCAGCCAGUGAUGGCCGACAUAAUGGACGGCCUAGCUUGCCCUAGUGCCGAGACGCCAUGCCGCCAACGAUGCAGACUUGUGUGCGACUUCUUUGGCAGGGUGAUGUGCAACCCUAUCUGCACCAUCACGCCGCCGGAGCUGGUAGCGUUGGACCAGGCCUGCGUGAACCAGGCCAUCGGCCCUUGCCUGACCAGUUGCAACAGGUUGUGCGAGGCCCUCUUGGUUCACACGAAUCCCUGA
This is a messenger RNA of Triticum turgidum subsp. durum (durum wheat), 309 nucleotides long. Lineage: Eukaryota; Viridiplantae; Streptophyta; Magnoliopsida; Poales; Poaceae. The record is from the annotation of a GenBank genome assembly.